AUGCUAGGGCUGACAUAUUUUUCUGCGCUGCUCCUUAUUAUCCUGGUGGCUCAAGGAGCUGUGGUGCAAUCAAAGGAUAAAGAGAAGUCCACUAGCCUACUGCAGGAUCCACAAAAUCAAUGUGGAGACUUCUGCCUCAGCAAGCUCCAUCCAAUGAUGGAUUUGAUUCCCGAGACCAAUUCCAAGUUGGACAGGAUCCACGGCGAGCAGCAGUCCAUCCAGAUGAAGCUCCAGGCAGUUCAGUCCACGUUGGAGGCUUCAGUACAAACCAACGCGGAUUCCCAAAUGCUGGCGAUUCAGCAAAGACUGAACAGAAUGGAAGAAAAACUUAUGGCGAUAAGUUCCGAUAUGAAGAAUCAGCUUCAGUUGCUCCUCACCAAAAUGACAGAUCAGCAGACAUCCAUGCAAUCCCAAAUGGAUGCCCAACUUCUGGCGGUAAAGAAAGUGCUAGAGGACCAGAAAAUAGCCCCUGAGCCUCUUUCUUCUGAGACGAAUCUAAACAUAACCGAGGGACAACUGCCGAUGACUGAGACAAAAAUAGAGAACCAACCUGAGGAGUUUCAAAGUACAACUGAAAACAAUCAUCUUCUCGAAACCCAAACGACAAUCAAAUCAAAUACCAUCGAUCCCAAGUUUGAGCUAGUUGGCUCUAGAUAUUUCUAUUUCGGACACGAUAAUCGUAAGUCCUGGCUAGAGGCUGCGGAAACAUGCCAUCAAAUGGGCGGCUUUCUGGCGGCUUUCAAAACCGAAGAGGAACUCAUAGCCGUAAUGGGGAAACUUGAGAGUGGGUUUAUUAACUUUUACUGGACUGGCAUCAACGAUUUAAAGGAAGACGGCCAGCUCAUAUCUGCGGCCUCCGGGAAGCCUGCUACCAUUUUAAAGUGGCGGGAAAUAGAGCCAACAAAUAGUGGCCCAUGCGUUUUACUAGACAUAUGGGGAAUGAUUAGGAACUCUUGUAGUUUCCGGGCUUUUUUUAUUUGUCAAGCAGAUAAUGAAUUCUAA
Messenger RNA from Drosophila takahashii, 1002 nucleotides. RefSeq lists its product as uncharacterized. The record is from RefSeq and is a predicted model, not a curated record. NCBI's taxonomy places the organism in Eukaryota, Metazoa, Arthropoda, Insecta, Diptera, Drosophilidae.